UGGAAAUUUUCCACUUGUCCUCAGCACCAAGACUCAGAGGCGCUUGGCACCCCCUCCACAGCAAGUACUUUCCUCCAGGAACAACGUCCUUACGGCGCCCAGGAUGUCUUCAGCUGCAGCUACCCGGUAUUGGUGUCACCAGUGCAUGCAGGAGGUCCGCGUUGCGCCUUCGUCCGAUGGCGAGCUCGUUUGCCCAACUUGCGGGGGAGGUUUUAUGGAGGAAAUGACCGAACCAGCGCCAGGGGUUCAAGCUGGCGGCGCAGCGCAACAGCCGCCCAAUCCUAUGGCCCCUCCUUUUGGCACUGGCUUAAACCCUUUUGAUCCUGGGCCUGCAGUCUUUCGGUUUGGGUACGACUCCGGCCAUGGAGGAGGAACUUUCCGAGUGGAGACCAACGCGACUGGGUUUGGACCUGGAGACAAUCCCAUUGACAUCAUUUCGCAGAUGCUGGCAGGGAUGGGGGCACCUCCAAACAUGGGCAGGGGGCAGUCAGGACAGCCUCUGAACGCGCCGAGCCCACUUCAGGCGAUCCUUGGACUUCUGGGCGGGAAUAUUCAAGUAGUGGUUGACGAUGGCACUGGGAACAGAGUACCUGGACAGAUGGGGGAUUACCAUUGGGGCAAUAUGGAGCAAUUGCUGGAGCAGCUUGCAGCUCAGGACCCAAACCGGCACGGGCCACCCCCCGCCUCAGCCUCCGCAGUGGCUGCACUCAAGUCGCUCAAAAUCACAGAGGAGGUCUUGGCCAGCGGUUCAGAGGAGAAGCAGUGCGCCGUGUGCAAGGACACGUUCGAGCUGGGGGACGAUGCCAAGGAAAUGCCGUGCAAGCACCUGUACCAUCCCGACUGCAUUCUGCCCUGGUUGAAGCAGCACAACACAUGUCCCGUCUGCAGAUACGAACUUCCGACAGAGGACCCUGACUACGAGAACAUUCGACAAGCGCGCCAGGGGGGUCAGUGGCAGGCCGGACGGGGCCCCGGUCAGCCGUCCACCUCAGCAGCAGGACAAGCGGGGGGCGCAUCCAGGGGGCCGAACCAACCGUCGGGGGGCUUUGUGAACAACAUGAGAUUCUUCUCGAAUCUGUUUGGAGGAAACAGGGGAGGGCAGGGGGGGCCUUCGACAUCUGGGUCGGGUUCGGGUUCGGGUGCGGGUUCAAAUGGAGGAACCGCAGGUGCAAGUGGCAGCGGAACGCAAGACAGAGGGACGGAGCAAGGGGGUGGUGGUGUGGGGAGAAGGAGGGAAACGGGCAGAGACGAGGAUGGAGAUGUCGAGAUGCGGGAUGCUGGCAUUGAUUGAUUGUUAGGUGGGCUUCGAAGAGGGCUGAAGGAACUUGUGUGAUGAUUGCGUACUGUAUGAUAAUUGCGUCCUGAAACAAGUGUCGGCAUCAUGACACUUUCCGAGUGGAGCACGACACCUCU
Messenger RNA from Klebsormidium nitens, 1413 nucleotides. Lineage: Eukaryota; Viridiplantae; Streptophyta; Klebsormidiophyceae; Klebsormidiales; Klebsormidiaceae. The record is from the annotation of a GenBank genome assembly.